AUGAAGCUGCCCAAGCAAGGCGCCCAAAUCCUGGAAGACACUUAUGAGUUCCAGCACUCCUGUGUUCGCUGUGCCUGCGGUAGGACCAUGCCGACUCUGGUCUUGCGUCAGGCCACGGUUUUCCAGCACUAUCGUGUUCCCUGUGCCGCAGGUAAUCCUUGGUCUGAUGACGAAGUGUCAUCCACUGAAGAAGAGGAGGAGCUGGAGUAA
This is a messenger RNA of Penicillium lagena, 210 nucleotides long. RefSeq lists its product as uncharacterized. The transcript has 2 exons. The coding region runs from base 1 to 210 and encodes 69 amino acids. The record is from RefSeq and is a predicted model, not a curated record. Lineage: Eukaryota; Fungi; Ascomycota; Eurotiomycetes; Eurotiales; Aspergillaceae.